This is a messenger RNA of Magallana angulata, 540 nucleotides long. RefSeq lists its product as uncharacterized. NCBI's taxonomy places the organism in Eukaryota, Metazoa, Mollusca, Bivalvia, Ostreida, Ostreidae. The record is from RefSeq and is a predicted model, not a curated record. Bases 1 to 540 code for a protein of 179 amino acids. The transcript is spliced from 5 exons.
AUGCUGGGAGGAACUGUUCAUUACCGUGUCCCUAUCCUUAUUACGGAGUGGACUGUCAAAUACUUUGUGACUGUGACAAAGACUUGUGUGAUAUUUCUAUGGGAUGUAUUAUUCUUACCACAGCAGCUCAGGAAAAAUGUUACCCCGGAUUCUUUGGAAAAAACUGUCGUGCAAAAUGUUCUUAUCCAUUUUUUGGGGAAGACUGUCAGGAACGAUGUGAUUGUGACGAAAGCCUAUGUGACGUUUCAAUUGGAUGUCUUGUUGUCACAACAGUACAAACAUCCUGUAGCCCAGGAUACUUUGGUACAAACUGUAGGGGAAAAUGUUCCUAUCCUUAUUACGGUGCGGAAUGUCAAGGUCAAUGUGACUGUGAUAAGGACUUCUGUGACGUAUCUACCGGAUGUAUCGCAAUUACAACAGUUCAAGCAGGAUGCAUCCCCGGGUACGUUGGUGAAAACUGUCGAGGAAAAUGUACGUAUCCCUAUUACGGUAUGGAUUGUCAAACACUGCGCGGAUCCAGAUUAUUUUUCCAGGGAAUAA